Daphnia pulex (common water flea) is the source of this 720-nucleotide messenger RNA. RefSeq lists its product as uncharacterized. Gene Ontology annotation, biological process: glycosphingolipid biosynthetic process. NCBI's taxonomy places the organism in Eukaryota, Metazoa, Arthropoda, Branchiopoda, Diplostraca, Daphniidae. Gene Ontology annotation, molecular function: hexosyltransferase activity. The coding region runs from base 1 to 720 and encodes 239 amino acids. The transcript has 3 exons. The record is from RefSeq and is a predicted model, not a curated record.
AUGAGUGGGCGAAUCAACACUAGCCUGGUCACGCUGAAAAAGCUGAAGGAGAAAUACAACAACAUUCACCUAAUCAGUUUCAAUCUGGACAAUUACAUGGCCAAAUCUCCGCUCAAGUAUUGGUACCAUCGCAACGGCUGGAGGGACGGCCCUUUUCACGUGUCUCAUCUCAGCGACGGACUUCGAUUCUUGACGCUGCACAAGUACGGCGUAUACUUUUUCGAUCUGGACGUGAUAUCCGUCCGCCCAGUCACCGACUUGCGCAAUUUUGUAGCCGCCGAAUCGAACGACUAUCUCGGCAGCGGGGUCCUCCAUGCGGAUUCCAAGAAUCCCGGGAAUUGGCCGUUAAAGAUUUUGCCGCCAAUUACCGGCAAGUUGAACAUUGACAUUAUUUUUCCUCCAAAAUAUUCGAAUUCGAAUUUUUGGCACAGGUCCGACGAUCUCCUGGAGAUGGACUAUGUCAGUUGUCACGGGUUCAACGUUCUUCACUACUCGUCGUUUUGCCCCGUCGACUAUUCGGUUGCGAAGAAAGAAUUUUUCAUCCAUCGACCGGCCAACCAAAGUGUACCUGCUUGGCUCACCGACCAGGUGGUUGGCGUUCACACCUGGAACAAGUUGACGUACAACAAACCCAUUUACAAGAAUUCGACCCAUCGUUACACUUUGCUGGCCCGAAAUCAUUGCCCGUCUAUUUUCGCUAUUGCUCCCGAAAUCUUUUAA